CCCAGUUCUCGCGAGGCUUCCGCUUUGACGGGAAGCGGUGGCAGCGCCGCGUGGGGUACGGAUGCGCUCGGAGGACGGAGCCGGGGGCCCCGGUGUGGCCGUUGCUAUGCGGGGUCCGAGCGGGAGGGAGAAACCAUCAUCCUCAGAAAGCCAAUUCCGCCGGGAGUCUCCGCGGCGGGAGGCCGAAGCGCCGCUGGCCUCCUCCUCCGGCUGUGGGAGCGGCGCAGGCAAACCUCGCGAGGAAAAGAGGACGGUCUUGAGCAAAGUGGUCAUACGGCGGCUUCCCCCCAGCCUCACCAAGGAGCAGCUGGAACAGCAGCUGCACCCUCUGCCUGCACACGAUUACUUCGAGUUCUUUACUGCUGAUGUCAGUCUUUAUCCUCAUCUCUACUCAAGAGCAUACAUUAACUUUAGAAAUCCAGAUGACAUCCUUCUUUUUAGAGAUCGUUUUGAUGGAUAUAUCUUCAUUGAUAGUAAAGGGCUAGAGUAUCCUGCAGUGGUAGAAUUUGCUCCAUUCCAGAAGAUAGCAAAAAAGAAGCUAAAGAAAAAAGAUGCCAAAACCGGAAGCAUUGAAGAUGACCCAGAGUAUAAGAAAUUUUUAGAAACUUACUGUGUGGAGGAGGAGAAAACUAGUGCCAGUCCUGAAACUCUUCUGGGAGACAUAGAGGCAAAGACACGAGAACUUAUUGCUAGAAGAACCACACCUCUCUUGGAAUAUAUUAAAAACAGAAAAUUAGAGAAGCAGCGAAUUCGAGAAGAAAAACGAGAGGCACGGAGGAGGAGGGAGCUGGAAAAGAAGCGCCUACGGGAAGAAGAGAAGCGGAGGCGGCGGGAGGAGGAGAAGUGCAGGAGGAAAGCAGCAGAAAAGCAGAAGAAAAUGGUGGUGGAGAAGGAAGUAAGGAUGAAGCUUCUCAAAAAACCAGAAAAGGGAGAGGAACCGAGCACAGAGAAACCAGAAGAAAGAGCGGAGGAGAUCGACCCUGGAGACGGGAGGUGGGAGCCCUGUCCGAGUGGGACCGUCCUGAAGCCCAGGCCCUCGGAGGGCUCGCUGGAGGAGCUCCGGGAGAGGUCACAAAAUGACAGUGAUAAAGAGCAAAGGGAUAAGGAGAGAAGAUCCCAAGAAAAAGAACUUGAAGCACAGCGAUGCCACUCGGAUGACAGCAGGAAACACAGAGCCCACUGUGAGCUGGAGAAAUGUGCGGGAAGAAGCGGAGAAGAGCUGGCGUGGGGGAAAGGACUGGCCGCAGACCGAGGGAGGAAAGGAAGCCAGGAUGGUGGCUGCCCUACGGAAGCGGCUGCCAGGCUGGGAAGGGAGAAGAGUGAAGACCGGCCAGCACCCAGAAAGGAGCGCACGGGAAACAAGGACCGGCCAGGCUUGCAGCUCUACCAGCCCAGAGCUCGCAUCCGAGCCCGUGACUGUGAUGGACGACACCCCGAGGAGGGCCGCGACGGGAGGAGGGGUGAGGUGGAAGACUCAACGGUGGCUUUAGCUGAGAAGAGUGAAGAGGCGGUGUGGGGCGACAUGCAUGUUGGUGAUGUGGGUCGGGGCUCCCCACCUCAACACUCUGUGGAUUUGAGAGGGCGUUCCUUCCGGAAGUGUAUAAAUUAGCCUGGGAUAAAACCUGCACACUGAAUUUACUCCUAGUGAAGAAAUGAGAAACCAGAACUAUAAAGGUGGCAUAGAAAUACAAGAAACCAUUCUUAAGUAAUCUUUUAAAACUUUGAACAGAGUUACAGAUUUUACCAUUUCUGUUAUAAACUGGUAUAUAUAGUUUAACCAGAACCAAAAGAAAACUAGUAUUGUGUGAAUUCUGAAGCACUUUCAACAUGUUGUAGGAAUUCCGUGGACUUUGAGUUUUACGCAUUCAUGAGUAAAUGGUCUGUAUCUCGUGCCUUUGUUGGUUUUCUAUGAACUGUAGUUUCUUGGAAGUGAGCAGCUCUCAUUCCUUGUAACUCUUGUAAUUCGGUCACUCAUGUACCUCCUUUCAUAAGAAUUCACUAAGGCUGUGGUGCUGUUGUCCCUCUGAUAGGAACUCUAACUCUGUAUAAAGCCCCAAAGGUCUAAUUGUUGCCCUUUUAACACUAUGGCCACUGAAUUAACAAAAAUAGUUCCAGUCUUUUUGAUGGGGUGCUCAUGGUUUAUAACAUACAUGGCAUUAUUUUGAAAGAGGGAUAACUUAGGUAUGGCAUUGGGUAUUUUUCUUUUUGCAGCCUGAGGCAGUUGUAAAAUAUCUUAACGUAGCUUUUUGCAACUGUGUAUUCUAUAAUAUUUUUUCUUUUGGUGAAAUUUUAAAUGUUAAUGUUUUUGGCAUUGUGCUUUUUGUACCAUUUAUUAAAUAAAAAUUUUAGUUGCUAUGAAUUUGAA
This is a messenger RNA of Odocoileus virginianus texanus, 2365 nucleotides long. RefSeq names its product UPF3A regulator of nonsense mediated mRNA decay (gene UPF3A). Gene Ontology annotation, molecular function: telomeric repeat DNA binding. Gene Ontology annotation, cellular component: cytoplasm; nucleolus. The record is from RefSeq and is a predicted model, not a curated record. Gene Ontology annotation, biological process: positive regulation of translation; nuclear-transcribed mRNA catabolic process, nonsense-mediated decay. Lineage: Eukaryota; Metazoa; Chordata; Mammalia; Artiodactyla; Cervidae.